Molecule: messenger RNA, 873 nt
Organism: Scomber japonicus (chub mackerel)
Lineage: Eukaryota; Metazoa; Chordata; Actinopteri; Scombriformes; Scombridae
Product: homeobox protein HMX3-B-like
Exons: 2
Coding region: 1-873 (290 amino acids)
Biological process (GO): regulation of transcription by RNA polymerase II
Cellular component (GO): nucleus
Molecular function (GO): DNA-binding transcription factor activity, RNA polymerase II-specific; RNA polymerase II transcription regulatory region sequence-specific DNA binding
Source: RefSeq, a predicted model, not a curated record
AUGGCAGACUCUGAUGCGCAAGAGACUCGCCAACCUGCAAAAGACUCGCCGUUCUCCAUAAAGAACCUGCUGAACAUCGAAGACAAACCCACGAAGCCUAAAACUGUCCUCGCCUCAUCUAAAGGAGUGUUUGAAGGCAGCCUCUUCUCUCGGCUCGGUGACUUAUCUUUCCCUCGGUUUGAGUUGCCCACACAGAGAAUUGGACUAUCAGCGCAGUAUUUGGAAAGAGCGUCUACCUGGUGGUAUCCGUACACGCUCGGGACUCAUCUGAGGACUGGAGGGUCGGAGAAGGCCAACCUGAGGGAACCCUUGUCUGUACAUGACAGGCGCUCCCCUGAUCUCCAGAAAAGUGACCAAGAUGCCAAAGAGGAAAGCGCUGACGACGACAUCGCACUAGAUGAAAGUGACGCAGAAGAGCCAAAAAAAGACACAGACCAGGAGGACGACUGGAAGAGAAAAACAGACGAUCUGGACUCCGACAAGAAACCUUGUAGGAAGAAGAAGACGCGCACUGUGUUCUCCAGGAGUCAGGUCUUCCAGCUGGAGUCCACCUUCGACAUCAAGCGCUACCUGAGCAGCUCGGAGAGAGCAGGCCUGGCCGCGUCACUGCAUCUGACAGAGACGCAGGUCAAAAUCUGGUUUCAGAACCGGAGGAAUAAGUGGAAAAGGCAGCUGGCCGCGGAGCUGGAGGCGGCCAACUUGAGCCAUGCGGCGGCGCAGAGGAUUGUGCGGGUACCCAUACUUUACCACGAGAACGGAGCCCCAGAGACAACAGGGGGUCCCGCUGGAAACUCACCAGGCAGUCAGUCUCUGCUGGCUUUUCCCCAUCACAUGUACUAUUCCCACCCUGUCCCGCUUCUCAGGCCUGUUUAA